ACAGCUCAGACCCCUUUCCAUAUAAUCAUACCCUACUGCUAAUAAAUACCUAGUAUUUAGCAAUUGUUAAGAUUUGGCACGAAUGACAACUGAUUCUAUAAAAUUAGCAUUGCCACCCAAAGAAGUUCAGUAAUUCCUAAGCCGAAUCCAGACCAGCCAUGUCUUCCGAUCCCAGUUCAGAACCUGCGUUAGAGCCUGCGACAGAGCCUACGGUAGGACCUGCAGAAGAACCUGCGGUAGAACCUGAGGUAGAAGAACCUGAGGCAGAAGAACCUGAGGUAGAAGAAUCUGAGUUAGAAGAACCUGCGGCAGAGGAACCUAUAAUAGAACCUAUGGCAGACCCUACAGCAGAGUCAUUGACCACUCGGCUUGAGCGGAUCGAGGCCGCAGGAUUGUACGGGUUUACCGAUUUCGCAACCGCCGGCUUUCACGAAACUGCGCCGUACUUUAUCUCUCUUUAUACAAGUCUCAUAGGAUUACUCGGUGAAAUUUCUAAAGAAAUGUUUAAGGAUGGUGCUGAUACCGAGCGCGAGCUUUUCGAUAGAGCGGUUAAAUUUCUUGACGUCUGUUACGACUUCGUACGGGAUAGUUCCGAAGAUCUGCUCAAGUUCAGGAACUUCCACUAUAAGCUAUGGGCUCGCCUCGAAAACUUCUCUUCACAGCCUUUCACCUCUUUCAAUCAAAAUAUUUCGAGACAUAUCACGAGAAUGACAUUUUUGGCUGGUGACAUCGCACCCCCAGCAGCACGAUCGUGGGUCGGUGACACCCUACCCCAGCAUAAAAGAUUUAACAGGGCAUAUAACGAAUUCAUGGAUCUUGAAAAAAAGCACCUUCGGAAUGAUGCAGAUCGCCGUGAACUUAUUUUCUUUUCGCAGGAAAUCCUUGAUCAGGCACUGCUCGGUCUUCGGAUGCCUAUGGUUGCUAUAGAGAUACACCAAGAAUUGUUUCGCGAGGGCGCGCGCCCUACGUAUAUUGAUUUCCCACCCGACGCGGACGAAUGGCUGUACGGAUCAGGGAAACGGCCAGGAGUACUGGAUCUGAAGCUGAAGCUUGGUGGCCAGCUUACCCCUGAGGAAGAAGAGAGGAAGAAGCAGGCCCAACAGGAGCCCAAGAAAAGACAACUGGCGCCGUCGGAAUCAAGUCAGCCAGGUUCAAAAAAGACACGUCUCCUUGAGAACUACAAUAUAACUAUGGAUAACGUCGACGCUGAUAUUGAAGACGUCUAUAGCGACGCAGCUUUUAUGGAUGUAUUUGAGAGGCCUGACCACGAGAGACUUCUCAACCCCACUGUUGAGAAUCGGGAGGACACUUUAAACAGUUACGCACCCGAGUUUUCCAAGAGAUUGAGGCUAUGCCGGAGAAAUUAUUACAGACCGGAGGCUCCCCCGAGCUCGCAAGAGCGACGAGAGCAAAUUCUCCGGCAGAUGGAGAAUGACAUACCCCGGGUUCGAGCCGAAAUACACGAGAAGAGCGAAAUCAUCACCAGCCCUACAAAGUUAAAGGAAGCAAGGGUAGCUGCUUAUACCCUCAAAUUCGUCCGGGCGCUUUACAUGAAAUUAGUACUAUCAGCAACACCAGAACCGUCGUCUGAUAGGAUGAAUCAGGCACUAAGGGAUCGUCUUGACGACUGGAUAUUACACGAGCAGGCUUGGAAUGCGGCCGAUGAAAGGGCCAUCAAUAAUCCUCGCACGUCGACCUCUAGGAGGAGCUGGCUGAUGAGGUACGUCGACGCGAGAAACGAGAACAUCGACAAGUGGUGGAUUCUCCGGGACCAGCUAGAAGCGCAAAUAAACAGCAAGGCCAGACGCGACGCCGAAAGCGACAGUAGCGAAGCACAGGAGCAGGACGGGCCAGAUGCGCUUGAGGACGCUGGAAACACCGAAGCGGCCAACCAAGCCAAUGAGGCCGGGAAAGCUACUAGACCUACCCCGGUUUACUGGGUCGAGCCCCGGAAAGCGGGUAAGACAGUUUUCUUCGACGAGAGAGCCGAGCGGCGGCGUGAAGACCGCGCCAGAGCGCGCGCGAAGGAGAGGAUUAUGGGACCGCCCCAGCCAGGGCAGUCGUACAGCAACGAAGAACAGUAUCGUCUAGAGGACGAACUCAGCGCCAAACUGGCCAUCAGCUUCCCGUCUCAGGGGGGUCCACCCAGGUUCGAGGAAAUACCUAAGGAUACUAUUUACGACAAGAUUAUAUACAUGCUCGUCAUGACGCAUUGGCGGUUCUACCAGGGGCUGUCUGUUAUAUGAUGUUCGCGCCGGGGUAGUUUAGCGAAGAAUUAAUUAUGUCUUUUUAUCUUAGGUACAUUAGGUAUUAAUUAUGUUCACCUGUGUUCCUUAUUGUUACCUACAUUUAGAAUGAUACAGAGAGUCAC
Molecule: messenger RNA, 2371 nt
Organism: Daldinia loculata
Lineage: Eukaryota; Fungi; Ascomycota; Sordariomycetes; Xylariales; Hypoxylaceae
Exons: 1
Coding region: 159-2246 (695 amino acids)
Source: RefSeq, a predicted model, not a curated record